Megalobrama amblycephala (Wuchang bream) is the source of this 1666-nucleotide messenger RNA. RefSeq names its product cytokine receptor family member B16 (gene il20rb). NCBI's taxonomy places the organism in Eukaryota, Metazoa, Chordata, Actinopteri, Cypriniformes, Xenocyprididae. The record is from RefSeq and is a predicted model, not a curated record. The transcript is spliced from 7 exons. Bases 9 to 1115 code for a protein of 368 amino acids. Gene Ontology annotation, molecular function: interleukin-20 binding.
AACGAGUCAUGCUGUUCUUGUUGCACCUUUCGUUUCCCAUGUCUCAUUUAGACAUGUUCACAGGUGCAGAUAACAUGAAGACAACUCUAACACCAUUACUCUCAGGGAUAGUUUUUUACUUGAAAAGGGACAGUGGGAAAAUCCUGGACUCUUUCCAGUUGUUGCAAAGGAAGAGGGAUCCAGGGCUGGUAUUCACAGAGACGGGAGAACAGGAGGUUAUGAACAGCAGUUUGAUUAAAAGCCUGUUUCCUCUGCUUCUGCACUUUACAAUUAACUAUUCAAGUACACCACCCACACCUCUUAACACCUCAAUGUAUUCUGUAAACAUGAAGCACAUCCUGAAAUGGAGCCCCUUGCAGGUGUCAUGUUCCACUGUCAACUACUCUGUGCAAUUUCAAGGAGAAUAUGAGUUAUACAAACUUAAUGGAACUUGGGUGAAUGCAUAUGACUGCCAAGAGAUCCGUGAAAACAGGUGUGAUCUCACUCAUGACCUGGCCUCCAACUCUGACUACAGCAUCCGCAUAAAGACAAACUGUGAUGGCAAAAAAUCAUGGACACAACUACCAGCAACCUUCAACAGGAGAGACACAGUGUUGCUGGCUCCGAAAAUGACAGUGAAUGUGGAGGGGGAUACCAUCCAGGUGGGCUUCAGUACAACACUUUCUGAUAUGACCAUAAACCUUAAAGUCUGGAAUGAGGGGGACGAACAGAAUGCCUUAAUUCAUGUGAUCAGAGCGUAUCCCUAUCAUUUUUCUAUUGCUGCCCAUCGAGGGGAAGAGAAGAUGUGCUUCAGAGCAGAAGCAAUAGUAGAAGCCAUUAACAAGAUCUGCAGCAUUGACACGCAGUGCGUAAUCAUUCCUGAGCAGACAUCUGACUUUGUGAAGCCAAUGAUAGUGAGCAUUGCUGUAGUAGUAGCGGUUGCCGUGGUCUUUAUUCUGGGAUGGUCGGCAACAUAUUUUGGUCCACAGAUCAAACAAAUUUGCCACAUGGAGCCUAUUCCCAGAGUACUGCUUGAUGACUGGCCCACCAGCACACCCAUCCUUUGUACUGAUGUUUCACUGGAGCCCACAGACCCACUUUUGCUGCCAACAAUGCAGGUGGAGGGAACAGUUUGAGUCCGGUGCAGCACAGAACCAGUAGAGGCCUUUGCUAUGUUUCACCCGUUUCACUUAAAACGGGCCUCUGCUUGUGCUUGAAAGGGGCCUUGGAAAUUAUUGGGCUUGGGGCAAAAAUGCCACAUUUUUAUUGUAUUUUAUUUUUUUAAAUAGACCUUUAAUGAAUAUAGUUAAGUGUAGUGGAAAUUUUAAUUUUUCACGUGAUUUUUACCUGUAUGCUUAUGAAAUAUAAUGCAUAUGGAACAUGGUAUGAUGUUUGCUUAAGUGGUAAUGUUUAACAUAGUGUUUAAUGUAGAUGUUAGAAAUAGAAAGAGCAAGAACUGUUAUGGGAACAUGCAAGAUGUGUGUUAAAAACAUGUUUGUGCUGACAAUGUGUGGAAAGUUACAGUUGCUAAGAGAUGUUCGUAAUAUGGUAAAAGGACAGAGGCUUCAGAGUUUAGAGAUAUAAAAGUGAGGGGAAGCUUUCAUUCUUUGUCUUACACUCUGCAGCUACUUGUGUUUCUGUUGACUGUUCGACCUUUCUUACAAGAAAUAAAACUUUAGAAAGACAA